Molecule: messenger RNA, 1539 nt
Organism: Suillus subalutaceus
Lineage: Eukaryota; Fungi; Basidiomycota; Agaricomycetes; Boletales; Suillaceae
Exons: 7
Coding region: 1-1539 (512 amino acids)
Source: RefSeq, a predicted model, not a curated record
AUGUGUUCUCUCAAUCUCUAUGCUACCUCGUAUCAUUUGUUUCUCAAUGUUUAUGUGGUCCUCAAGCUACUCGAUAACAUCGGUUUCUUGACAACCAUGAAUGCCCCAUCCACCUCGCAGGGUGCACCAUCAUGGGAAGCUGUUCUCAACGCUCGAUUGGCUCAACCACAGCCUGAUUUUAUACACUCGUGCAAUAACUGCAAAGAGGAGGUUCCUUGGCAAUGGUGCAAGACAAAUGAGAAUGGAAACGAGGGCCGUUGGAUAGUAGUGUGCAAGAAAUUUGCUGGCGAGCAGCAAGUGCCAUGCAAUUUCUUUUGCUGGGCAUGGGGUUCAACCAGUCCCUCUAGCUCCCCCACCCUGGGCUCAGCUCCACUGGCCCCAACUGCUGUCGUCCAGCCCUCAGCUCAACUAGCCCCAACUGCUGCCAUCCAGCCUGCCGUUUUGGGCCAUACCACAUUGCUCGUUAUAUGCGCUGCCCUCAUGUGCAGGAAGCGCCCCCAUGCACAAUAUCCAUUGUUGGCGCUUCGAAUGCCUCAUCAGCCUCAAACAUGUCUGCCUAUGCUCCCACCCCCACUGCCUAUGCCCCCACCCCCACUGCCUAUGCCCCCACCCCCACCUUCCCAGCCGGCAUUGAUUCUUGAUGCUGCACCUUCUGACUUGGACGUCCCCCCACCCUUGGACAAGGGCAAGGGUCGGGCUGUUGAGCUGCCAGAUGCUAGUGAACCUGUGCAGCUUCCUUCAUGCAUGGUCGCUGGCUUGUUGCAACCAAAAGCCCGAGCAGCACCACGCUAUGCAAUGCAGAUGCCUGCCAUCUUUACACAGCAAAAUGCUUGUGAAGAGGAAAUGAAUGAAGAAAGGCGUCAACGUGAACUUGAACGUCUACAGGCUGCCGCUCAGGGAGAAGAACACUACGGCUUCAAACUACCCAACUUCUACUUCACACUCUUGGUCCUCCAUAAAUUAUGCAUGACAUCCAAGGACCCUGAUGUUCCUGCUCCUGCAAGGAUUGCUCCUAUCCAGCGAUACAACCGCGCCCUCAACACAUGGACCCGGUUUGAUGUGGGCCACAUGGUCACUCUGCAUGAGUGCGAUGCUGGCAUCCUCUUUGUGAGAGAUGCAUGUGUCAGGGAGUGUGUGGACUUUGACCAGCAUCUUCACAGAAUGACGCGCCCAGUAAGCGCCAACCUCAUGACAGACCUGACAAGCGAAUGGAAGUAUGUGCAUGCUGCAUCUCUUGUAUGGAACUCACAUACACCAUCUCUACCUCCUACCAAUCCUGCACCACAUGUUUGCAAACCUCGCUCUCAUAUGCCCUCACUGUCACCAGUCUCAUCAGACAAGAAGCAUGAAGUGCCUAAUGACUUGCCAGCUCAACCAAUCAAGCACCACCCAUUAGAACCACCAAUCAAGCAGCACUUUUCAUCUAUCUUGUCAUUGACAGAUAGUGAUGAGGAUGACAUGAUGAAACCUGUCCAUGCAGCCAAGCGGCACCAUUCUCCGCUUCCUCAGGCUCCCUGCUGUUUACCACACCGCAAAUGA